Olea europaea var. sylvestris is the source of this 2546-nucleotide messenger RNA. Its product is annotated as probable inactive receptor kinase At5g67200. Gene Ontology annotation, biological process: protein phosphorylation. The transcript has 2 exons. Gene Ontology annotation, molecular function: protein kinase activity; ATP binding; protein binding. NCBI's taxonomy places the organism in Eukaryota, Viridiplantae, Streptophyta, Magnoliopsida, Lamiales, Oleaceae. Bases 304 to 2298 code for a protein of 664 amino acids. The record is from RefSeq and is a predicted model, not a curated record.
AAUAUUUGUUCAAAAGCACCUCAACUUUAUGGUAUGUUUAAAUCAAAUUCUUUGCAGCAGAGACGAAGAAAAUAAAAAUUAUCAGCACAAAUCACGUUAGCAUCUGCAAAAUGUAGAAUUAGAACACACGGACCAAUUCCAAAACAAAGACCAAAAAAUAGUUCCCAAUAUUUUUCUUACCACGUUCUUCGCCAGCUGCUGCGCAUUUCUUCCGCCGGAAACCACCCAUUUUUCCUUCAAAAUGGAACACUUGAGAAGAACUAAAACAAGCCCCAAUAGUUUCUACUUCCUCCUUUUCUAGCAAUGAUGAAACUGCUUCAUUUUUUCUUACUAGUACUGAUUCUGGCACGAACCACCGCCGCCAGAAGCGGUGGCGCUGAUGCUAACGCACUUGCUUCCCUUUCACCUGAUGCAGUUUCUCUCCUUUCCUUCAAGUCCAAAGCUGACCUUGAUAAUAAGCUUCUCUACACCAUAAACGAACGGUUUGAUUACUGUACAUGGCAAGGUGUCAAAUGUGCUCAAGGUCGUGUAGUACGCUACAUUGUGCAGAGUUUUGGCCUCCGAGGCACCUUGCCCGCCGCCACCCUCACUCGUCUUGACCAGCUUCGAGUGCUGAGUCUCAAAAACAACUCGCUCGCAGGACCCCUCCCGGAUCUUUCCUCGUUAACCAACCUGAAAACUUUGUUUCUUGACAAUAACUAUUUUUCAGGAACAUUUCCUCUCUCCCUUUUGUCCCUCCACCUGCUAGUGAUUCUUGAUUUGUCUCAAAACAAUUUUACCGGUUUGCUGCCUGAAACCCUGACGGUUUUAGACCGCUUGAGCUAUCUCCGCCUCGAUUCCAACCGGUUUUAUGGGUCCAUUCCACCACUGAAUCAAACUAUGUUAGACGUCUUUAAUGUCUCGAGUAAUAACCUCACCGGUCCUAUACCAGUUACCCCAACUCUCAAAAAGUUCAAGAUAAUUUCAUUUUUAAACAAUCCUAGUCUCUGCGGCGAGAAUAUCAACAAGCCAUGUUCCGGUUCGCCGUUCUUUAAUGUUACAUCAGGUGGUGGCGCAGCCCCAGAUUCUUCCCCGCCGCCUUCACCGCUACUACAGAAUGCUCAAUCGCAGCAGGGAUUAACUGCCCUUUCGCCUUCAUCUCAAAGGAAUCAUCACAAAAAGGUUGGAGUAGUUUUAGGCUGUGUUGCUGGAGCUUUAAUUCUAACAGCAGCAGUUUUGUGCCUCUUUGCUCUAAUCAAAAAGCGAAAAGAAGAGAAAGAAGAAAUUGAAGCAAUAGCAAAAGAAGAAAAAUAUUUUGCUGAUGCAACUACAGAUAAUAAAGGUCAAAGAGACACAAAUUCAUUUUCACUUGAAGAUGAAAGUGCAAAUGCUGAAAGUGAAAUAAAGAAUAUGAAAAGUUCAGAGAAACCACAAGUAAUGAAAAGUGGGAGCUUAAUUUUUUGCUCUGGGGAAGAAGAAUCAUACAGUUUGGAACAAUUAAUGGGGGCUUCAGCCGAAUUGCUUGGGAGGGGUACGAUUGGGACGACGUAUAAAGCCGCAAUGGGGACUAAUUUGGUAGUCUCUGUAAAGAGAUUGGAUGCAUGUAAGACUGCCAUUACAAGUGCUGAAGCAUUUGAGCAGCAGAUGGAGGCCGUUGGCGUGUUGAGGCAUCCCAAUUUAAUUCCUAUUAGAGCUUAUUUUCAGGCUAAACAAGAAAGGUUGAUCAUUUUCGAUUAUCAGCCCAAUGGCAGCCUGUUCAAUCUUAUUCAUGGUUCAAGGUCAGAUCGUGCAAAGCCUCUUCAUUGGACAUCCUGUUUGAAGAUAGCAGAAGAUGUAGCCCAGGGCCUAGCCUACAUAAACCAAGCAUCCAAGUUUGUUCAUGGAAAUCUAAAAUCAACCAAUGUUUUGCUCGGAUCCGAUUUUGAGGCUUGCGUCACAGACUAUUGCCUCGCCAAUCUUGCAGAUAUUUCCUCAGACGAUGAUCCCGAUUCUGCAGGCUACAAGGCUCCUGAAAUUCGCGAAUCUUCACGUCAAGCCACCACCAAGUCUGAUGUAUAUGCUUUUGGCAUCCUCUUACUAGAACUGUUGACCGGAAAACCACCGGCCCAGCAUCCAUUCCUUGCCCCUUCUGAUAUGCCAGAUUGGGUUAGAGCAAUGAGGGAAGAUGAUACUGAAGAGGAUGCUCGACUCAGAAUGCUAGUCGAGGUGGCUAGCAUCUGUAGCUUGACUUUGCCUGAGCAAAGGCCAACAAUGUGGCAAGUGUUGAAGAUGAUUACAAAUAUAAAGGAGAUAAUGGAUGAUACCACACGGGAUUCAUAGAAAUGAUACUUCUGAAUCAAAUUUUGAAACCUGCCAAUAAAUUAUCUCAUGUAAAUUUUUGCAGAACUGAGCUUAGUGAUCAAUUAUGUGCUCCAGGCUUGUGAUUACGAGUAAAUCCAAUCACAACGUGCCAUUGCUGCAAUUUUUGGUACGAGGUAAAUUAUGCCAAAGUUUGGGAAAUGUACUAGGCCUGUCCUCCAAAUUGAACUGAUUUGUGUUCCUGUUAACCAUGGAUCAUUGUUGCUAGA